Molecule: messenger RNA, 2249 nt
Organism: Microtus ochrogaster (prairie vole)
Lineage: Eukaryota; Metazoa; Chordata; Mammalia; Rodentia; Cricetidae
Gene: Il12rb1
Product: interleukin 12 receptor subunit beta 1
Exons: 15
Biological process (GO): cytokine-mediated signaling pathway
Cellular component (GO): external side of plasma membrane
Molecular function (GO): protein binding; cytokine receptor activity
Source: RefSeq, a predicted model, not a curated record
CUCGUGGACCUGAUGGGGCUGCCAGGGACCAGCCUGCACUUCUUAAUCUUCCUCCUAUUUAUCCAGCUGGGCGUCUCCUGCAGAGACUGCUGCUUUGAGAGACCACCGCCUUACCCAGAUGGAGACUCAGGCUUCUUGUCCGGACCCAGGAACUUGAGCUGUUACAGGGUUUCCGGGGCAGAGUAUGAAUGCUCCUGGCAGUAUGACGGCGCUGAGGACAAUGUCACUCACUUCCUGAGGUGCUGCUUUGGCGGUGGGCGCUGCUGUUACUUUCCUGCAGGCAAGUCCAGGACUGUGCGGUUCUCAGAGCAGGCUGGCGUCCCUGUGCUUUCUAACGUCACGUUUUGGGUGGAGUCUCGACUCAACAACUGGACCAUGAAGUCUCUGGAGAUAUCACUGUGCCUGUCCCACUGGAUCAAGUUCAACCAUCCCCUGGGAAACGUCAAAGUGUCACGUUCAGAUGGGCAGUUACGCCUGGAUUGGAAUGUUUCCGAUGAAGUCCCAGCUGAGGUGCAGUUCAGGCGCCGGACCCCCACAACAAAUUGGACAUUGGGUGGCUGUGGACCCCAGAAUGACUCUGGCUUAGGUAUGAUUGGGGACAUUCAAGACAGCAGUUCUGAUGAGCAUGAACCAUCCUGUCUUUGCCCUUCGGAGAACGCAGCCCAGGAGUUCCAGAUCAGGCGGCGUAGGUGGCAGCUCUCCUCGGGGGCCCCUGGGGGUCCCUGGAGUAAUUGGAGCAACUCUGUGUGUGUUCCACCAGAACCCUUACCCCAGCCUGAGGUCAAGUUCCUGGUGGAGCCACUUGGCCAAGGUGGAAGACGGCGUCUGACCAUGCAAAAACAGUCGCCACAGCCUGCUGUCCCUGAGGGCUGCCUGGGAGUCGAGCGCGGUGCCCACGUGAUGUACUUGGUGGAUGUGAACAUGCUGUCCUGUCCGUGCCAGCAUCAGCCCUCAAAGACUGUGUCUCUGGGAGAGACGCUGAGCCUUUCUGGGGCUGCCUAUGAGCUGGCCAUGGUCACCAAGACUCGCUUCGGCCACAGCUCCAACCAGAAGUGGCACAUUCCUGCCCAAGACCUUGCAGAGACGAGAACCCUGAAUGUCAGCGUGGAAGGCAACGUAACAUCCAUGCACUGGGUAGCCCAGGCUCCAGACACCACCUACUGCGUGGAGCGACAGGAACAGGGCCAGGACAGGAACCACACCCACUGUACCCUGAUUGCACCACCAGAAGACGGGGACCCUGCCAGGGUAGUGACCCACAGCUGGAGCUCAGAGCCUGCGCUGGACCAGGGGCUAUGUUACCGCCUCACCGUCUUCGGCUCCAAGAAUCCAGAGAACCCAGUGUUGUGGUCCACGAUCCUGUCCAGUUACUUCUUUGCGGGUAACGAGUGGCUCGUACCACCCACGAAGACCGAAGUGACACUCCAGGGACUGCGCAGUGGCGUGGUGUACAAAGUCCAGGUGCGAGCCGACACUGCGCAGCUCCGAGGCGCCUGGAGCCGCCCCCAGCACUUCAGCUUCGAGGUGCAGAUUUCCCGUUUAUCCAUCAUUUUCGUGUCCCUGGGGAGCUUUGUUAGCGUACUCCUUCUCGGCGGCCUCGGAUACGUUGGCUUGAACAGGGUGGCCUGGCACUUGUGCCCACCGCUGCCCACACCCUGUGCCAGCAUGGCUGUGGAGUUCCCUGAAAGCCAGGGCAAGCAGGCUUGGCAGUGGCGCAGCCCUGAGGACUUCCCGGAGGUGCUGUGCCCGCGAGAGACGCUGGUGGUGGAGGUGGCCCGGGACGCGGGGGACGGGACGGGGUCGCCGCAGGCUGCCCCUGCGCCCGCCCUGCACACCGCGCAGUCUUUGGAGGACCGGAGACAGAUGCCCGGACGCCCGGAGGCCAGGGGCCUGGGCCAGCACUGUCCCCGCGGCGGCCUGACCCACGAGAGACUCCCGCUGCUCCUGGGAGGUGUGACCCAGGGAGCCUCCACAUUUGGCGAUCUUUGGUGGACUCAGAGGACUGAUGAGCCAGGACAAUCCAGCCGGCCUGUGGGUCAAGCGGACUGACGGGGCAAGCCUGGGCCCUAUCAUUGGUCUCUGCUUCGGGUCCUUCAGAUUGAGGGGACCUGGUCCUGUGGCCUGGGCUGGGCCUAACCCCGCGAGCACUAGACAGGGAGUCUGGAUAUUAGAGCGUCAUAAGCGAGGUGACUGCGGGCUCAGCACCGUGAGAGUGGGCGGCAGGGCCUAGACAUCUGCGGGAAGCCACA